Molecule: messenger RNA, 4680 nt
Organism: Exophiala aquamarina CBS 119918
Lineage: Eukaryota; Fungi; Ascomycota; Eurotiomycetes; Chaetothyriales; Herpotrichiellaceae
Exons: 1
Coding region: 1-4680 (1559 amino acids)
Biological process (GO): siRNA processing
Cellular component (GO): cytoplasm; RISC complex; nucleus
Molecular function (GO): ATP binding; RNA binding; DNA binding
Source: RefSeq, a predicted model, not a curated record
AUGGAUCCACAUCUAUCCACUGGCUUUGAAGACCUGGAUGUGGAUAGCGACACCGGUUCAGACGUCACCACGCACUCCCUCGACACGAAAAAGACGGCAAACUCAUUGGCCUUCAGCAAUUUUGUCCAAGCCGAAAUCGCCCAACAGCUCUCCAGUGAUCAAACGCCUUCACAAAAAGCCAGCGCGGCGGGCUAUGAAAGCCUCAUCGACAAAGCGCGGGAGUAUCAGCAAGAACUCUUCGACCGAGCAAAGGAGGAGAAUAUCAUUGCUGUUCUUGACACCGGGAGUGGCAAGACUCUCAUCGCUGCCUUGCUGAUCAAGUACAUCCUUGAACAAGAGCUCAUAAACCGGGCUGAUGGGCAACCACCUCAGAUUGUCUUUUUCUUGGUCAAUAGCGUCCAUCUGGCCAGGCAGCAAGCCCGCUUCCUCGAGGUCAAUCUCCCCAAUCCUGUCAUUUCUCUCUUUGGAGAUGCUAGCGAGAACUUAUGGAGCCGACCAGUUUGGGACAAAAUCUUUCAAGACUACGAUGUAGUUGUUUGUACCCCGGCCGUCCUCGACAGCUGCCUGUCACAUUCCUACCUCAAAAUUGAUCAGAUAUCCCUUCUAAUUUUUGAUGAAGCCCACCACUGUAAGAAGAAGCACCCCUACUCAAACAUUAUCCGAGACCACUACCUUGGAGCUAACGGUCGUCGACCGCGCAUUUUUGGUAUGACUGCAUCGCCCGUUGACUCUAAACAUGGCGAUGUUGCUCAAGUAGCGAAAGAUCUCGAGGAGCGUCUGCAAAGCAAAAUCGUCACCACCAAUGAUCCAUCUGUUUUCGAAGUCUUUGCCCCCAGAGCCAAGGACGUCUUCUGGCAAUAUCCUGAGCUCCAACACGAAUAUGAUACAGAGCUAUGUAGUUCACUUCGAGCACUAUGUGGCUUCGUCGAUGACUUGAAGCGGUUUUUCAACUUUUCACGAUCUGCAACUAAAGAACUUGGAUCUUGGGCAGCAGAUAGGGUAUGGAAGCACGCCCUGGCUUCGUCCCACGAGUCACAUGAAUCCACCAGAAUUACGAACUAUCUGGAGCGCAGUGACUGCUAUCUUCAAGCGACGGAAGAGCAGAAGGCAAGCCUACUCCAUUCGGUUCAAGAUGCUGUUGCCCUUGUGAACCGUCACCACUUCGGCCCGCCAGAUAUCGAAAGUGAAUAUGAAUUUUCACCCAAACUCCGCGUUCUUUAUGACGAACUGCGUCAUCAAUACUCACAGGCUCCAACCACCAAGACCAUUGUCUUCCUGACUGAAAGACUGUCAGCAUUCGUUCUCUGUGAUUGUUUCAAACUAUUGGACAUUGAAAAUCUACGGCCUGGUGUUUUAAUUGGUGUGGGCCAACCAGGGACUGACUCAAGCUCAUGGAAAGAUCAGGAAGCAGUCAUGGAAAGAUUUCGCGAUGGUGGGAUCAAUCUGAUCUUUGCCACAAACGUAGCCGAAGAAGGCAUUGAUAUACCUGAAUGCAGUUUUGUCGUCCGGUUUGACUUGUACAGAACACCCAUCCAGUACAUGCAGUCGAGAGGGCGUGCACGAAUGAAAGGCUCAACGUACGCCCAUAUGCUUGGAGAGCAUAACCCGGAUCAUGAAUCUACGAUCCACUACGCAAUCGAAAUGGAUAACUUCAUCAAAGACUUCUGUCGGCAUCUACCUCCUGACCGAAAGCUAGGGAAGGGAUCAAAGCUGAAGCAGCUCAUUGAAGAAGAUGCUAGUUCUCAGUGCUUCGAAACUGUCACAGGGGUAAAAGCCAACCUGAACAAUUCCCUAGUAUUGCUGAGUCGAUACGUUCAUUCUUUGCAAACCAAGGCAGAUGCAAAAUCAGCUGAAAUAUAUCAAGAGAUGAUUGCUGCUGAGGGUAAUAUGUUCAGAUACAAAGUCAUUCUUCCUGCCACAGAAGACAAAAAGGCUAUGCAAGUCAAAGGAGCCAUCGGCGAUCCCCGGCGAAAUAAGGUCAUGGCGAAGCGUUCCGCAGCAUUGAACUGCUGUUACAAAUUGCGUGCAGCAGAACUCUUGGACGAAAAUCUUGACAGCAUCUUCAGAAAAAUGAAGCCGGCGAAUUUGAAUAAACGGCUCGCCGUUCCUGAGAACAAAGAUGACUAUAAGAAGAAAUUGAAACCCGACUUCUGGCUAGAGAACGGGACAACUCUGAGUGCGCCAACAGCAUUGCACGCUACCCGUGUUGUUGUGUUUAUUCCAACCAAUCGCUCUGAGUACCGUCACUUUCUGCUCUUCACUCGUGCACUACUUCCAGAAAUACCGAGGUUUUCUGUUUUCUUAGAAGACAACGUCGAGCAUCAUGUCAUCUUCGAGCGCUGUGGUCACCCCGUUGCGGUAUCUGCUGAGCAGGUUGAAGGAUUGACAAAAUUUACCCUCAAUGCUGUCUUCGAAGACAUUUUCAACAAAGUAUACGAACCAGAGCCACAUCUCAUGAGUUAUUGGGUGGCACCAGCUCCAGGCCGUUCGGACAAUAUGGAGGAAGCUAGCAGAUUAAAUGACCUCGAUUUCGAAUCUUUGGUUGAUUUUGAAGAGCUGAGAAAAGCUUUCUCACCAGAACGAGAACGUUGGUCAGCUCAGACCAGUCGAAAGCAGGGCAACCACUGGGUCAAGAAAUAUCUCGUUGACCCCGGCAGUGGAAACUUUCAUUAUUUCACUCAUAAAGUUGUUCAAGAUGUCUCCAUCUGGGAUCCGCCCCCAGCAAGUGCAGCACAAAUCAGAAAGAAGCACAAGGGAACUAUUAUUGAGUUCAGUGAUAGCACAUAUCGUGCAAAGACCCACGGGAUGAAGACGUCUGCUGAUAGGUAUGACCCUGAUCAGCCUGUUCUCGAAGCUACCGUCAUCAUGUCAGGCCGAAAUUGGCUGGACAAAGCUCCGGAAGAUCAUACUCGAAUGGCAUUGUGUUACAUUGCACCACAGCCGUUGGAAAUUGGCAGACUAUCCUUUCAGAACGCAAGUGUUCUCCAACUCUUGCCUUCUGUUCUCCAUAAGCUGGAAAGCUUCCUGGUCGUUGGCGAAGCUUUACACAAACUUGACCUCCUACAUAUUCCGCUUGAUCUCGCACUGCAAGCGUUCACGCAGGACAGUAACGCAGAAGCCGAUAAGGGCCAUGAUAUCCAAGAUGACAAUGUCAUCAAUAUGGAAGACUUCUCCGACGCAUACCGACAGGUGAGCUCAAAUUAUGAACGUCUGGAAUUUAUUGGCGAUUCUCUUCUCAAGAUGAUGACAACAAUCACUGUCUUCAAUCGCACAACUUGCAAUGAAGAGGGUAUGCAUUGCAAACGUAUGGAGAUGCUCUCAAACAGACGGCUAUACUCAGUAGCUUCAAAGCCGGAGUACGAACUCUUUCAAUAUAUUCGAAGUGGUUCUGCUGAAAAGUGGCGAGACACAUGGUAUCCUGAAUUCCUGUGUCAAACCAAAGGCCGCAAAAUCAAAUUGACAGGGAAGCGACGCAGCCAUGCAUUGGGACAGAAGACUAUCGCUGACGUUUGCGAAGCGGUGAUUGGGGCUUCCAUCAUGACUACGCGUCACUUGCCUACCUCUCGGAAAUUUGACCUUGGAAUACAAGCCAUUACCAAGCUGGUAGAAGAUGAAAACCAUGACAUCUCUACGUGGCAGCAAGUCGCACCCAUGUAUCAAGCUCCAGACUGGAGUCUGCUCUUGAGUGACCCUGUGGCCCUUGAUCUUGCUCGUAAGGUCCAAAACGUCACCGGCUAUCGCUUCAAACACCCGCGGUUGUUGCGCUCGGCAUUUACACAUUCCUCUGAUCAGAAUUCACCUGUCCCAGAUCUCCAACGUCUGGAGUUUCUCGGAGAUGCAUGCCUCGACUGGGUCUGCAUAUGGUGGCUCUUCUCCAACAACGAGACGCGUGGUCCUCAAUGGCUCACCGAACAUAAGAUGGCCAUGGUAUCCAACAAGUUCUUGGCCGCACUUGCAGUCACUUUGGGCUUCAAUAGGCUCAUGUCAGCCUCGAAUCCAUCCCUGUUCGCCGAAAUCACCAAGUAUGCGGCAGAGGUGGACGCCAUGUACAAGGUGGAGGGAGUGAAGCCUGACUUCUGGACCAAGCUAACGACACCACCUCCGAAAUCACUCGCAGAUUUAGUGGAAAGCUAUCUCGGUGCCGUUUUGGUGGAUUCUGGGUUCGACUUUGGCGAGAUCGAGAAGUUCUUCGACAAGCACGUGUUGUGGUUUUUCAAAGACAUCCGCGCGUAUGACACCUUUGCAAAUCGUCAUCCUAUUACAUACCUGAUGCGGCUUCUCAGAGAAAAGUUCAAAUGCUACAAUACCUCUGCAGAGGUCCUCAGGCAAUUCUCUGAGCCCUCGACUAGUGGGGGAAACAACGCGGACGGGGCCGGAGACGAGGCUGUCACGGGAGUCAUUGUCCACGUGGGCUGGCUUGUUCACGGCAAGGUCAUUGCAAGGAGUGGGGGCCAGGGUGCUCGAUAUGCCAAAGUCCGCGCCAGCAAGUCGGCUCUGAAGGUGAUAGGAAAAUUGAGUACCGAGGAGUUCAGAGAGCGGUUCAAGUGCGAUUGCGCGGAGAAGAAGUCUCAAGGUGCGGGAAAACAAGACACUAACCUAUCAUCCAAUGGCGUUAAUGGUACUGAUGUUCCCAGUCCAAAGGCAAGGGACAACGCCAGCGUCGAAAAGUCCGGUAUCUGA